Messenger RNA from Lactuca virosa, 801 nucleotides. The record is from the annotation of a GenBank genome assembly. NCBI's taxonomy places the organism in Eukaryota, Viridiplantae, Streptophyta, Magnoliopsida, Asterales, Asteraceae.
AUGACAAAGAUGAGGAAGCUGAAUCGUCCUACUGGUCAUCGAAUCUCCAUGCUUAGGACCAUGGUCUCUCAACUGGUGAAGCAUGAACGAAUAGAAACUACUGUUGCCAAGGCAAAAGAAGUUCGGCGUCUUGCUGAUAACAUGGUGCAGCUUGGAAAAGAGGGUACCCUUUGUGCUGCAAGGCGUGCUGCUGCGUUUGUGAGAGGGGAUGAUGUGAUUCACAAACUAUUUACAGAGCUGGCUUAUCGAUACAAAGAUAGGGCAGGAGGAUAUACAAGAGUACUUCGAACUCGGAUAAGAGUUGGUGAUGCUGCACCAAUGGCAUAUAUAGAGUUUAUAGAUAGGGAGAACGAGCUGAGGCAAUCAAAACCCCCAGCUCCACAACCACCUCAAAGGCCAGCAUUGGAUCCAUGGACAAGAUCACAGCUUAGCAGGAGUUUUGCACCUCCUAAACAAGACAAAAGUGAGGAAUCAGAGGAUUAAAACUGGAAUCAUCCAUUCCGAAGGGAAUAAGAAGGUAUUAGAAACAACAGCUUCUACAAUCAUAUACUGAGUUUGUAGUCACAUUUAUGGCAUUUCAAUAUUUCAUUUUGAGUCAAUUUUCUGCAAUCAGGAACUAGAUCAUAAAUUCGAUUUGAAAUUUUGAAUCCUAUAUGGUUUGACAAGAUAUUAAGUCACUAAAAUGUCCCUGUUUUUAGGAGUAAAUUGAUACAUGAAUGACCCGUUAUUGUUGUAUAUUGGGAACACGUGGUAUUUUGCAACAUGAUUGAUAGAUAUUGCAUAUCAUGUAUUAGUUGGUAG